Gregarina niphandrodes is the source of this 246-nucleotide messenger RNA. Its product is annotated as Fip1 motif protein. The transcript has a single exon. The record is from RefSeq and is a predicted model, not a curated record. Bases 1 to 246 code for a protein of 81 amino acids. NCBI's taxonomy places the organism in Eukaryota, Apicomplexa, Conoidasida, Eugregarinorida, Gregarinidae.
AUGCUGCCGCCGCCACCGCCGCCGGCGAAUGAGAAACAGUUAGGUCAGCAAGGACUCGUUUUGAACUACGAACUGUCGACUAACAAAAGCUGGAACAAGCCUGGAAAUCGGCGGAGUGGGGGGAGUGCUGACAUUACUGCUUGGUUUAAUUACGGGUUCAAUGAGGUGACAUUUAAGCAGUAUAUUCAGCAAGAGAUAAACAGAAGAACUCAGGUCGUGAGUAAAAUCCACGUCGAUGACGACUAG